Molecule: messenger RNA, 2621 nt
Organism: Rhododendron vialii
Lineage: Eukaryota; Viridiplantae; Streptophyta; Magnoliopsida; Ericales; Ericaceae
Product: increased DNA methylation 2
Exons: 2
Coding region: 1132-2370 (412 amino acids)
Cellular component (GO): nucleus
Source: RefSeq, a predicted model, not a curated record
AGUGUUGUGGGUUUUCGACGGACAUAUAAUUAUGCUAGAAAUCAAGACACAAACUUCAGAACACAACGGUUACAUACAAACAAGUAAAUCUAGAACAAAAAAAGAGAUAGAGCACACAUAAACGAGGCACCAGAUUUACGUGGUUCACUCGAAAAACAAGGGCUACUACAUCCAUGAAGUCACUGCGGUUUCGCGGUUAUCUGUUUACUACAUCCAUGGAGUCACUGUUGUUUCACGGUUUUUGUUAUAUUAUCAUGGAGGUUACAAGAGUCGUACAGAACCUCUCAAUCUAACCGAGAUCAACUAUAGAAACUAAAAAUGUGUAAAGUACCCAUUUCAUCGCGUCAGACGCCUAACACUUGAGCGAGCACAUGGUAUAUGCGUCUGACGUGUUUAAUAUAUUCACCUCAGAAGCAUAUUUACUAGUGAAGUUUACUGGAGAACGAUGCAUCAAACUCUUGUGCUUUGCAUGAAAUGAACUACGGCUCCUAGUAAAAACAAAAUUUAACAUGUAGAAAUAAAAAAUUAAAAAAUGUGAAUAUUUUUGCAGUCCCAACUCCUUGAAUUGAGAAAUUGACCAGUCUCACACUACACAUACCUGCAUCUGAUAACCCGUAUCUGAGUCUCUGUAACAUGCCCUCGAGAACUUUGUUAAUUGAGUUACAAAUAAGGAUGAACGAUUCUUGUAUGUGCUAGCAAACUACAAUUUCCCGUUGCACGAAAAGCAUGUACCGCUGACAGAGCAGCCUUUGAUCCCGGUCUAUAGGGGCCUUCUCUGCUAGAGUUCAUCUUUGAACAAAGCACACUGAAACCUACAUGUCAACAACACCAUGCUCCCACAGCCGCCACAAAAAGUGCAGUAAAGUCUCUAUUAUGAGACAAAUACCCUGAAAUUCGGUUCCCACGUCCCCAUUUUUUCUUUAGUUGUCCUUAGUUGCACCCCUUCUCUCCUCGCAAGUUAUGUUGCCUAAUUUUUGAUCUUGUUCUCAGCAAAAUAGUUAGAAGAUGAAAAUUCUCAAAUUGAGUUGCACGUGAUGCUGAACAUCCUCAAGUAAUUAAUCUGUCUUCGCAUUGACAUUACCUUUUCUUAAGAGUUGCUUCUUUUCCUUUCAGGCUUUGAUUUGGUUUGCAAUGGAUACCUCACCUCAAGCUACAGAAACUCAAAUUGCUGUCAGGUCUGAAUUGGACAGUAUAUCGACAGGGUUGAUGCCAAGUGACGACCAGUGCUUCCUCCUAUAUUUCAUACUGGGUACCUUCUUUGGGCCUGAUCUCAAGGCAGAAAGUCCCCGAAAGUCCGUUUUACAAAGGUUUGCUGAGGCUCUUCCCUCAUAUACUUCUGAACAGCUUGCGGGCUCCCACAUUAAAAAAGUUGAAGUAGAGAGGGUAUAUCACUAUGUACUUAGAAAGGCAGAUGACUCCGCUGUGGUAAAAGGACCUUGGUUGGACCGGUUCCUCCAUGGGAAUCUCCCUAUGCCAGCGAAAUACCCUCAGUUUCCUGAUCUCUUUCCUCCUCAACUUCAUCCGCACUCGCGGUUCAAAACCCUUUACAAGAUCAUUGAAAACGUUGUAUUUAUUAACCACCCAGAAUCAUACUAUAUCAAGCCUGAGGAUAUGGAAAGGUUCAAACGGCUAACUGGGUUACAAAACUUGGUUUUGGAUAGAGAUGGUGCAAGGAUGUACACUGGUGUCGAUGAUGAGGCAUUGUAUGACAUAUCGUUGCAGGAGGUUGGUUUUAAUGGCAACGGUACUAAAACUACAGGACCUCUAAACUGUGUCCACAAGAACAGAGAAUCUUCGCAAACUGUCCAUGUUUUGGGACCGGUCAAUGGGGCACCGCAUAAUUGUGUACCUGUGACUUACAGUAAUGUGGCUCCAUUGCCAGCUGAAGUAGGCACCAGGGGUGAGGGGGGAUUUGAGUCAGGAAUGGUAUUUCUUCCUUCUCCCCCAACUAGAGAAGAGUGGGGAAACAUUGUAAAUGUAACCAGAAGUGGAUAUUCAAUCACUGGGACUGCAGCAAUGGGUCAUUUUGGACCGUCUAUUGGACUCUUGGACAUUGGAGAAUGUGAGGAUUCCUACCUAUUCCGCGUAUCCCUUCCUGGGGUGAAAAGGGAUGAGAGAGAAUUUGGUUGUGAAGUUGCAAUUGAUGGUAAAGUAUUGAUAAGAGGAGUGACAACCACGGGCGAGCAAACCGUAUAUAUGCAGUCCCAGGUGUUUGAAAUGCAGACACAGAACCUUUGUCCGUCGGGGCACUUCUCCAUCUCGUUUAAGCUGCCAGGUCCAGUUGAUCCUCAACAAUUCUCUGGUAAUUUCGGUACUGAUGGGAUUCUUGAGGGCAUUGUGAUGAAGGGGGUACAAAAGGAGAAUAACUGAGUAAACCCGUCUUAUUGGCAAAAGUAGUUAUCAUCAUCGUUGGUUCACUGUAUAUUCUGUCAGGAAUGCUGUGUUUGUAUAAAGUUUAGGAUGUGGAGUUAGUCUAUCUAUCAAAUGCGUGCAAAUAUGUUAGCAACUGUUCGCUGCAUAUCAGAAGUAAGCUCUUGUUAUUGCCAGAACUUGUUCUCAACGCCGAUUUUCGCUGUAUAUUCUCUCCUAACUGCUGGUUGAAGAUGUUAUUUUGUUCUCUC